AUGCAGGGAUUGUCACUAUGCGAGCAUUUGGGUGUACGAAGUCAAGGUCUUCUAGCUGCCAUCACUGUGCCAUUAGUCUUAACUAUGGUUCUGUUUCUAGGACCAUUGUAUAUGCUUUAUUUGGAUGGAUCUCAUUCUCAUGAUGUACCAAUAGUAGUAGAAAGGGGUGUUCUUGGGAGCACAUACACAGUGCAGAUGGUGUGGCUUAGAAAUUAUUUGAUAGCUCCAUUCACAGAAGAGUUUGUUUUUCGAGCAUGUAUGCUGCCUCUACUUGUGCCUUGUUUUGGCUGUCCAACAGCUGUCAUUGUGUGCCCACUCUUCUUUGGAGUAGCUCAUAUACAUCACAUCAUUGAAAGAUUAAGAUUUGGAUCAGAGCCUUUAUCAGCAAUCAUUUUUACAGCUUUUUUCCAGUCGUGUUACACAACCGUAUUUGGUGCCUACUCAGCUUUCCUAUUUGUAAGAACUGGUCACCUGGCUGGGCCAUUCAUAUGUCAUUCGUUCUGUAACUACAUGGGUUUUCCAGAGAUAGGUCAGGUUUUUCAUUAUAGUCCUAGACAUCGUGCAAUAAUCACAGUUACCUUCAUUGUUGGACUCCUAACAUUCCUCCUCCUUCUUUACCCCUUGACCACGCCGUCAUUGUAUAUGAAUACAAUGUGUGAUGGCCACAUUGAAGACCAUCAUCACAACAUAGAACUUUGAUACCGUCCAUCCUGGUAAAUCAGUGCUCACCGUCAGCACACAGAUUGUGGUCGUGAAUUCACAAAUUACUUUUUUGCUCACCUUUUUUUUUUAAUUGGAAAGUAUACUUGAAGAAGGUAUGUGGAUUUUAUGAUAGGCAAUGUAAGGACAACAGAGAGGGCUCAAUCAUGUUCUUUCCUCCAGUCAAAGACGUAACAUUCUUGAGGUGUUUUGAUAAGGACACUCACAAGUUAUAAAAUACCAACUAUUUGUACAUUCAUGUAUGAAUUUGGACAAAAAUUGAAUCACUACAGGUGUGUGUGUGUUUUUUUUGUAAGCUAUUAAUUUAUGACUUAACAAACAACUAGAAUAUCAAAUGUCAAUACUGGAGUACCAAAAAUGAAGUUUAAGGGGGGGGGGGUAAAAACAUUUUGACAAAGUAUAUGGUGUAUCUCAUAACAUAGUGGCAAAUCAUGUAUUUGGCACUGACAAUGUGUUAAUAGCACAAAUAUUAAUGAUGCAUAUUCAACUUUAGUUAACGCUAUUGCAUUGAUACAGAAACUCACUUAAUUCGCAAUAUCCCAGCUGUUUGUAAAGUCAUGUAUACUAUCACAAACAGCAGAAUAAAACACCACCAUAUUGGCUAGGAUAGUUCCAUAAAGUAUACCAUUCACAUUACCAGAAACUGUUGUACAUGUAUAAAUCCAAGAUUAUUCAGUCUGGUACCUAGCUUGGGUAGCUGGCAUUGAGGAUGCGAUAUAGCAUUGAUCAUGAGGGAUUACCAGAGAUUAUUUGUACUGUAGGUAAAAUUGUGUGGUAAUUCUUAUUUCAUGUAGUAUAAACACACAAACUCAUUAGCAUGGGACAACUUGUGCAGUGAGUUGCCAUCAAUGACAACUCAAUCGUACCUACCGGUAGAUUAAUUUGAAUGUUAUUUUGAUUUUAUUUGCAAUUUUUUCUUUUCUUACUGCAACAAACUGUUCAUAUUUUGUUUGCUUCUAAAAAGCAUUGUGUGAGUACAAUAUCAUUUUAAUUUCAAUUUUUCUGUAACAUUCCAAAGUAGUCAGUGAAUGUAUUUUGGAUUAUAUCCAUCAUAAUGAAAAUCUAAUAAUAAUACUGAUAUAAUACUGCAGAACUAUGGCCAGUUAUAAUACUGUAGAACUAUGGCCAGUCAUAAUACUGUAGGAAUAUACCCAAUCAUAAUACUGUAGAAUCUGUAUAUGUUGAAUUGCAUGGGACUACAAAAAUCUUUUGAUUUAAGGUGAAAAUUGCAGAUAUUCUGGUCCUAAAUAAUGCUUUGACCUAUGACUGAUUGAAUUAUGUAGACUACUAAUGAUCCCUGGUCACUGAUCACAAGUAGUCACAUUGUGCUGAGGCAAAAUAAAUGCAUGGUCGUGUGCAAGCAUAGCCAGUCAUUGAUUAGGAACAACUUCAUCUUAUGAUAUUUAAUGUAAUUAAGGUUUCUGAGCUUUGAUAUUCCAUAACAUGCUCUCUAGUUAUGGGGAAAUCAUUUUUGUCUCGCCUGAACAAAGUUCGGCAGAGACCCAGUGAUCACUUUUCCUGUUACCGGUAGUCUGUUAGGUUGUUAUGAAAAUAUUAAAAUUUUUGUUCAAUUUGCUCUCAUUUCUUUAUUUCUGCAUCGCCUAUGUUCACAUUUGGUACAUAUGAUCCUUAGGAAGUAACACAUGUGAGCCCGUGAGAAUGAUGGGGUCAAAGGUCAUCUAGGAGUCAAAAGGUCAAAUGAUAUGAGGCAUUUACCAUGUACCUCAGAGAAGACCUCGAGUCUUCUGUCCUCUGGUUGCUUGCUUACAAAGCAUCCAUGCUUUCUUAGCAAUCGCCAUAACCACCUUAUAAAGUGAUAACAGACAUUCCCUCUUUACACUGAAAUGAUUUACUGUGUGUGAGCUAUGUUGCCUAUUGGUAUGAUCGGGUCAAAACAAUGUUGAUAGAAGUUAGAUCUGUUAGUUAAUUAGAAUAGCAUUCUUAGAAAAAAAUGACACAAUUCAUGAAUUAAAACAUUACACAACCUUACACCCAUGCAAGAAUGAAUAGGGAAAAAAAGGUGCACUCUGCAUCCACUAUGAAUGACCAACAACUCCCAGAUCUGAAUAUGAAUACAGAUUACAAAUGAAUUUGUUACAAAUGCUGAUGGUUAUGGAUGUUAACAAACUCAUUUGCAUGUUCAAGCCAAAACAUCACCGGCCACCAAGCAUGUUUAUGUGGUGCAAGCCAACUGUCUGUUAUUUGUUCAGAGAAAAUGUAUCGGAAAGCUUGCAAGAUUGUAGGAAUUAGGGCAAUGAAUUGUAAUAUUCUGAGAAUGACCCAUUGCUAUCACCUUAUUUCCCAAAAUGUCAGGGAAGACACUUGGGGGGGAAAAAGUUAUUGAGGGAUUUUUUUUUCCCCAUUUUUUUCAUUGACUGAUCAUGAAAAUCUUAAGUGUAUUAAUUUGUGCCAAGAUUUACCUUGUAAAAACAAAUCAUGUCACCAGCACCAGUAUCAUCAUUGUUAAUCUCAGUCAUUGAACUUUUUUUGAGGAAAAAGCUUUCCUCCUCAUAAUAUAUUAGUAACAAAACAGGAAAACAUGAGAUGAAAUAGAUUUUUAAAUUUCCAGAUUGUAUCAUGUGAUAUGUGAUUUUUGAAUUGUUUAUUAUUAUCAUUAAUGUUUGCAUUCAAAACUCAUCAACUUUAUGGUGCAACUUCUCAUGAACAUUUACUUUAUUGUAAUGUCAGUUUUUGAUGAUGAACAUAUGUGCUUAUGCAGAGGUUAUCAUACUGACUGAAUUUAUUUUUUUAAGAAAAUUGCUACUUGUACCAACUUAUUUCUAUUACAGAUAAGCUAGUGUAUACAAUUCAAUUGCUUUUCCAUUUUAUGAUUGACUUAUAGCAGCUGUAAAUUUUUGUUUAAUUUUCAAUCUGAUACAUUAAAACUUUACUAAACAUGUGUUUCACCAUUCAUUACAACUUAUGAGGACGAGUAUUUCCUAUCGUUGAUUUAAAAAGAAAAAAGGAAGAGAAAGGUUGAAUUGAGGGAAGUUGAAUUUCUGGCCUAGAAAAUAUUUCUGCAUUGUCUUUCUGCUUAAAGUGUGAAUACAUGUAUUUCCAUAGUGAAAUGGCAAUAAGUGCCACAUAUUAUAAUGUGGUAUUCAGAUAGUGAGGAAGUAUAUAUUUUCUUGUUUUGUUGUAUUG
Messenger RNA from Lytechinus pictus (painted urchin), 3864 nucleotides. RefSeq names its product CAAX prenyl protease 2-like. NCBI's taxonomy places the organism in Eukaryota, Metazoa, Echinodermata, Echinoidea, Temnopleuroida, Toxopneustidae. The record is from RefSeq and is a predicted model, not a curated record. The transcript has 8 exons. Bases 1 to 699 code for a protein of 232 amino acids. Gene Ontology annotation, cellular component: endoplasmic reticulum membrane. Gene Ontology annotation, molecular function: metalloendopeptidase activity. Gene Ontology annotation, biological process: CAAX-box protein processing.